AUGGUGGUUUCCGGCAAUGUGAUAGUAUUUUCCGGCGGUCUUGGAUGUGUGAAUAUGGACUCUGCUAGUGGUGGCUGUGAUGAAAGGUAUUCCAUAGACAUUGGUGUAGAAGGCAGUGCAUGUGAUAUGGAAAUAUCUCAUGGCAUGACUAAGUAUUGGCGUCCAAAUUGUGCUGAAAGUUUGAAGCCUCACGUAGGGCAACAGCAGAGCACAACUUGGAAGGGUAGGGACAGUGUUGUUGUGUUGAAGCAGGUUGUAUGUAGUCGUGAGGGGUUCAAGCAGAGUUCGUCUAGUACUUCUUCUAGCACACAAAGCACUGUUGUGAAGAGACGUAGGGUGACAAAUAGGGUCAAUCGUAAUCUUGAUGCUGGCCAUCAACUUUUUGUUGCAAGUUGUGUUCGAGCAAAUAUUGGUCCUACUCGGUCGUAUAGGUUUUUUAAGGAGAUUGUUGGCGUGAAUUGUGAAGCAUUUGGGUUUGAAUACGAUGUUGAUGAUGGUGGUCAGCUUUCAAGGGUUUUCUUGGCGGACGCAGUAUCUAGGAAGAAUUUUUCUUUGUUUGGUGAUGUUGUUUCGUUUGAUGCUACAUACCGUACUAAUAGGUACAAUUUGGUUUUUGUCCCAUUUACUGGCAUUGAUAAUCAUAAGAGAUACAUCACCUUUGGUGUUGGGCUGCUUACGAAGGAAGAUAUAGACUCAUACGUGUGGCUUUUGGAGAGCUUUAAGAAAAUAAUGGGCCAUGAUCCUAUUUGCGUUGUUACAGAUCAAGAUCCAGCUAUGAAGGUUGCCGUUGCUCAAGUGGGGGAGAAGGUUGGACCAGUUUUAUCUAAAGACGAGGUGUUUAGGAGGAAGUUGAAUGGCAUUGUUUGGGAUAAUUCACUUGAUCCAAUGCCUUUGAGUUUGGUUGAGUUUCUGGUGCAUUAUGACAGUGCUAUUGGUGCACAGCGGCAUGCCCAAGUAAAAUUGAAUGCUGAUUGUGAAGCUUGUUUUCCAUAUUUGAAGACACCAUUGGCGUUGGAGCGGCAUGCCAUGGAUGUUUACACAAUUUCUAUAUUUUAUGAUGUUCAAGACGAGAUUUGUUCGGCUUGUUUUUCCUGUCAAGUGGUGUCUUUGAGUGAUUUUGAUGGUUGCGUGUCCUAUGUGAUAAAAGAUGGUGACCAUAGGACAUGGCGUGUGGAGUUAGCUUUGAAUGAUUAUUGUGCAAGUUGUUCUUGCAAGAUGUUUGAGCGUAUGGGGUUUGUGUAUUUGGUGCAUCGGUGGACAAAGGGUGCAUGUUUGCACCCAAUAUUUCAUAUUGAUGGUAUACUUGUUGAUCAAUCUGCUAAAGUGAAGAAUGUUAGGGAUGGGAGUGAGAAUGGCAAUGGGGUGGUUGUUGGUAGCAAGCAAAGUGUGAUUAAUUCGUUUUGUGGAGAUGUGUCUAUGGGUUCGACAGUGGAUGUUCGACAGUAG
Ipomoea triloba (trilobed morning glory) is the source of this 1446-nucleotide messenger RNA. Its product is annotated as protein FAR1-RELATED SEQUENCE 2-like. The transcript is spliced from 10 exons. The record is from RefSeq and is a predicted model, not a curated record. Gene Ontology annotation, biological process: regulation of DNA-templated transcription. The coding region runs from base 1 to 1446 and encodes 481 amino acids. Lineage: Eukaryota; Viridiplantae; Streptophyta; Magnoliopsida; Solanales; Convolvulaceae.